Messenger RNA from Elgaria multicarinata webbii, 1158 nucleotides. RefSeq names its product LIM homeobox transcription factor 1 alpha (gene LMX1A). Gene Ontology annotation, molecular function: RNA polymerase II transcription regulatory region sequence-specific DNA binding; DNA-binding transcription factor activity, RNA polymerase II-specific. NCBI's taxonomy places the organism in Eukaryota, Metazoa, Chordata, Lepidosauria, Squamata, Anguidae. Gene Ontology annotation, cellular component: nucleus. Bases 1 to 1158 code for a protein of 385 amino acids. Gene Ontology annotation, biological process: neuron differentiation; regulation of transcription by RNA polymerase II. The record is from RefSeq and is a predicted model, not a curated record. The transcript has 8 exons.
AUGUUGGACGGCCUGGAAAUGGAGGAGCCGCUGCAGAACGCGCUGGAGCCGCCGCCGCCGCGCCCUGCGCCCUUCUCCGCCCUCCUGGGGGGAGUGGCCCGGCCGCGCUCGGUGUGCGAAGGCUGCCGGGGCGUCAUCGCGGAACGCUUCCUGCUGCGCCUCGACGACCGCCUGUGGCACGAGCGCUGCGUGCGCUGCGUCUCCUGCCAGGAGCCCCUGGAGAGCAGCUGCUUCUACCGCGACCAGAAGCUCUACUGCCGCCGCCACUACGAGAAGCUCUUUGCAGUGAAGUGCAGCAACUGCUUUGAAGCAAUUGCCCCCAGCGAGUUCGUCAUGCGAGCCCAGAAAAGUGUGUACCACGUGGGCUGCUUCUGCUGUUGUGUCUGUGAGAAAAAGCUCCAGAAGGGAGAUGAAUUUGUCCUGAAGGAGGGCCAGCUGCUGUGCAAGAGCGACUAUGAGAAGGAGCGUGAACUGCUCAGCCUAGUGAGCCCAGCUGCAUCUGAUUCUGGUAGAAGUGAUGAUGAAGAAAGCCUGCGCAAAAUUGGAGAAGGCACUGGGAAAAUGUCUGAGGAGACCAAGGAUCAUAAGCGGCCCAAGCGGCCCAGGACAAUCCUAACAACACAGCAACGCCGGGCAUUCAAGGCAUCAUUUGAAGUGUCUUCUAAGCCAUGUAGGAAGGUAAGAGAAACAUUAGCAGCUGAGACGGGGCUCAGUGUCCGAGUUGUACAGGUCUGGUUCCAGAAUCAAAGAGCUAAGAUGAAGAAACUAGCAAGACGACAACAACAGCAACAGCAAGAUCAGCAAAGCACACAGAGGCUUUCUUCUGGUCAGACAAACAAUGUCAACAACACUGGGCUUGAAAGAAUCAUGAACUCAUACACCACCUUGCAACCACCCCAACAAAUGUUGGUUAUUGAUCAAAGUGUCUACAGCUCAGACCCCUUCCGGCAAGGGCUCACUCCACCACAGAUGCCAGGGGACCAUAUGCACCCUUAUGGUUCUGAGCCUCUUUUCUGUGAGAUGGAUAGUGAUGACACCUCCCUCAGCAACCUGGGUGAUUGUUUCUUAGCAACUGUGGAAUCUGGGCCCUUACAAUCAAGGAUGGGAAACCCAAUUGACCACCUGUAUUCAAUGCAGAGCUCCUACUUCACAUCUUGA